Molecule: messenger RNA, 1116 nt
Organism: Photinus pyralis (common eastern firefly)
Lineage: Eukaryota; Metazoa; Arthropoda; Insecta; Coleoptera; Lampyridae
Product: pancreatic lipase-related protein 2-like
Exons: 7
Coding region: 19-990 (323 amino acids)
Biological process (GO): lipid metabolic process
Molecular function (GO): lipase activity
Source: RefSeq, a predicted model, not a curated record
UUUGAUAGUAUUUCUGUAAUGCGCUUUAAAGCGGAACUUCUACUAAUUUUUAUUAAAAUCACUUUAGCCAGCGACAAGGUACAUAAUUUUGUACACUUAACAUGGGAUUAUCUCAAAGACGGUGUAACGGAUAUGAUGGAUUGCAUAAGGAUAAAGCACCCUCCUAGAGUCGACGAUGUGAAGUUUUACCUCUUCACCCCAAAGACCGGAGACGAGGGCCAGGAAAUCAACAAUUUUACAAUAAGGAACAUUGAAGGUUUUAACAAGACGUUUUACACGAAAAUUUUGAUACACGGUUACGCUCAAAAUUACAAAAAUGAGGUGCUACUCAAAAUGAAGGACGUGUACGUUAAGACGGAAAUUUUAAACGUAAUCAUGGUAAACUGGGAAAAUUUGUCUACGCCUUUCUGCUAUCCCAUCGUUGCGGAUUAUACGAAUUUUGUAGGCCAGAUAACGGGGUAUCUUAUGGCAAAGUUAAUCCCUGAAAAGACUCACGUGAUUGGCUUUAGUCUAGGCGCCCACGUCGCUGGAAUUGGUGCUCAAAUGCAAAGCGCCAAAGUGCUUAGGAUUACAGGUCUAGAUCCGGCUGGUCCAAUGUUCAUCAACACCGCCGAAAACCAACGCCUGGACAAAUCCUCCGCCAAAAACGUGGACAUAAUUCACACUUCAAGAGCCGGUGUUAGUUCUCCUGUCGGUCACGCCGACUUCUACGUAAACGGCGGCAAAGUACAACCGAAUUGCUCAUCAACGGACGUUGCAUGCAGUCAUCGCAGAAGUAUGGAGUUGUAUCUGGAGUCAAUAACGUCCAAUGUUGGAUUUAAGGCAUUCGAAUGCGAUUCGGUUAGCAACUUUGAAAACAAUAAAUGUAUAAAUAAUACGUUUGCACCGAUGGGAGAGCCGUGGUUGUCUCGGGGAGCGUUAAGGGGCAUAUUUUAUAUAAAAACCAACCCGACGGAACCUUUCGCCAGUGAUAAAGAUGAAAAUGAUUAAGCCUGUAUUUUUAUAAUAAUAAAUAUUUAAAGCAUCGCACCCUUCAGAUAAAAUUGGUCCUUCUUCGCAAUGUAGUAACGUUAGUAACGAAGUACCAAGGCAAAGCGCUUUUGGAACAAUUAGUUC